AUGCGUUCGAUAAUAAAGUUGUCAGUAUUAGUUAUUGCUUUAAUCUUAGUAACGUUGAAUAUUCAGUAUGUAACUGCUAUCGACGGUUUGCACAAACGACAACAACCAACCUCUGCAAGUUCUUCUCUUCCAACACAACAACCUUCAAACUCAUCUUUAAGUCAGGCGACCCCACCCUCAAAUUCAACAACACCUUCAAAUUCAACAACACCUUCAAAUUUAACAACACCUUCAAAUUCAACAACACCUUCAAAUUCAACAACACCUUCAAAUUCAACGAUACCUUCAAAUUCAACGACACCUUCAAAUUCUACAUCAUCAAACUCAACAUUCGCAAACCUUCCGCCCGCCGGGGCUGCUCCAGUUAUGAUCACAAUCACAUCUCCUCCACAAUCAGUUAAUAAUCUUCAAGCUAUCGGAUAUAACAUAACUUUUACAUGGACUUAUUCAUCCCAAUUCUCUACUAUACCAAAAUAUUUGAAUAUAACUGCUGUACCUUCGGCUACAAGUUCCAUUCAAAAUUACACUGUAGCUUCUAAUUUGGAUCCAGCUACCACAACUUAUACAUGGGAUACGAGUCAAUAUAAAUCUCAAAACGUUGAUAUGGUUGAAGGGAAGUACACCCUUUAUAUCUUUGAUGAGAGGGGUUGGCAACCACAAAAUACUGGUGGUGCUGGAAGGUUGCAGGCCGAAACGACUUAUACAUUUACCAUGUACAAACCUGGAUCCAAUGUUCCUUUAUCAGGUAAAAACAAAUUAACUCAUUAA
Messenger RNA from Scutellospora calospora, 768 nucleotides. The record is from the annotation of a GenBank genome assembly. NCBI's taxonomy places the organism in Eukaryota, Fungi, Glomeromycota, Glomeromycetes, Diversisporales, Gigasporaceae.